AAUUGAUUAAUAAGUGUGCGCUAGCUAUCUAGCUUUAAAGUUUUUAACAAACCCCACAUAAUAGUGCCAAACCGGGGUCCUUAAAUGCUGCAGUUGGUGCAGUUGUGCAGCGCCCAUUACUGCAUCAACAAUUAGCCACGCAACUGCAUAAGAGAGAAAAGUCAGAGAUAAAUGUUCUCUAUAGAUCUAGCAUUUUACAUUCUGAUUCAUUCAUAAUUACUACUACUACAUCCACAAUUUCAUUUUCAUUACAACUCUCUCUCUCUCUCUCAGCAGCAGAAACACAAUACCUUGUGCAAUUGUGCCAAAGGGCAAUGAACUAUAUUCAGACCAAAUGCGUGGUCAAGCGCAAAGGCAAAGAAACCGGUGAAAGUGAAACCUUGUGUUUUACAAAGUCCAAGGAUAACAACAAUAACAACAUGUGCGACCGCCACUGCGGAAAACGCUACCCUCUGUUGUCGUUUUGGGAGCUGCCGGAAUUCAUGAAGGACAACGAAUACAUUCUUCGUUAUUACAGAGCCAAUUGGCCUUUCAAGCAAGCUCUCUUUAGCCUCUUUCGUUGGCAUAACGAAACCUUAAAUGUUUGGACGCAUUUAAUUGGGUUUUUACUCUUUCUCGGAUUGACCCUCGCGAAUUUGAUGAAGCCUAAAGUGGUGAAUCUCUUGGAACUCUUUACCAGGUCUUUUUCUUCAAGUGCGGAAAAAAAUGUUUCUCAUAACAUCAAAGAUUUGUUUCUGGGAACAACAUUACUCUUUGAUUUAAAUCAUCAAAUACCUUUGACAAUCGAACUUGAAUCCACAGCACUGGUUAUAGCAAGAUGGCCAUUCUUUGUUUUCCUAGGAGGCUCUAUGUUCUGCCUCCUCUCUAGCAGCAUGUGUCACCUCUUUUGUUGUCACUCCCGCGACUUGAACCUGUUCCUGUGGCGAAUGGACUAUGUAGGAAUAGUUGUCAUGAUCAUCACCUCCUUUUUCCCUCAAAUCUACUAUGUCUUCCUAUGUGAACCUCACUGGCAAAUCAUCUACCUUGCUGGGAUUACAGCCAUGGGACUAUUCACCAUCGCAACGAUGCUCUCUCCAACACUUUCCACUAGCAAAUACCGCACAUUUCGGGCCAUGUUGUUCUGUUCAAUGGGACUUUUCGGCAUUGUGCCUGCAAUCCAUGCAUGCUUUGUGAAUUGGAGCAAUCCUAGACGCAACAUUACCUUAGCAUAUGAAAUUGGCAUGGCCUUAUCAUACUUGACAGGGACCUUUUUCUAUGUGACAAGGAUACCCGAAAGGUGGAAGCCAGGGUGGUUCGAUUUGGCAGGUCAUAGCCAUCAAAUAUUUCAUGCUCUUGUUGUUGUUGGGGCAUUGGCACAUUAUGCAGCCACUCUUCAAAUGCUAGAGUGGCGUGACUCUUUUGGCUGUGACACGGUUCCAUAAUUCAUGUAUCUUUCACAACAUGAAUUAUAUGCAAUAUAAGAUGUAUCUUUCACAUAUUAAUUGUAGUGGCGCAAGCUUUUCUGUAGUGAUAAGGAGCAUUGUUUCAUUGUUGUUGGGUUUCAAGAAUGUGAUAACUACUAAAGUCCAAAUAGGCUGUGAUUCUUCUGAAUAUAAUUAUUUAUUUCUCCUCUUCCUCUUC
Glycine soja is the source of this 1620-nucleotide messenger RNA. RefSeq names its product heptahelical transmembrane protein 1-like. Gene Ontology annotation, molecular function: signaling receptor activity. Bases 315 to 1421 code for a protein of 368 amino acids. The record is from RefSeq and is a predicted model, not a curated record. NCBI's taxonomy places the organism in Eukaryota, Viridiplantae, Streptophyta, Magnoliopsida, Fabales, Fabaceae. The transcript has 4 exons. Gene Ontology annotation, cellular component: membrane. Gene Ontology annotation, biological process: response to hormone.